GCUGCGGGAGCUGCCGGCGCUGCUCGCUUGUAGGCGCGGAUCCGGGGCUGGGGGCGGACACCACGCCGGCGGCGGCUUCUGGAACGCGCGAUGACUGCACGGUAACCCUCUAACCCACAGACAAGAGGAGGAGAAGAUGAAGGAAGAUUGCCCAUCCAGCUCCCACGUGCCCAUCAGCGACAGCAAGUCCAUUCUGAAGUCAGAGCUGCUAGGCCUGCUGAAAACCUACAACUGCUACCAUGAGGGUAGAAGCUUCCAGCUGAGGCACCGGGAGGAGGAAGGGGCUCUGAUCAUCGAGGGGCUCCUCAACAUCGCCUGGGGUCUCCGGCGGCCCAUCCGGCUGCAAAUGCAGGACGACCGGGAGCGCGUGCACCUGCCCUCUGCCUCGUGGGUGCCUGGACGGCCCAGCGGCCACCUGAAGGAGCCUCCUGCCCAGGACGGCCGGGUCCCCAGCGAGGAGCCGAGUGCCCAGCCCAAGGCUGAGAGUUGCAGAGACGGCGCAGGGCCCCCAGAGGAGGAUGAGGAGGCCCCACAGCUGAUGCGUACCAAGAGUGAUGCCAGCGCCAUGAUCCAAAGGAGGCCCAGGAGCCGCGCGCCCGGUGAGGCCCAGCGCCUCCGCCGGCACCGGUUCUCCAUCAAUGGGCACUUUUAUAACCACAAGACCUCCGUGUUCACUCCGGCCUACGGCUCCGUGACCAACGUGAGGGUCAACAGCACCAUGACAACACUGCACGUGCUCACCCUGCUGCUGAACAAGUUCAGAGUGGAAGAUGGCCCUGGCGAGUUUGCACUCUACAUUGUCCACGAAUCCGGAGAAAGGACGAAGUUAAAGGAUUGUGAGUACCCACUGAUUUCCAGAAUCCUGCACGGGCCGUGUGAGAAGAUCGCCAAGAUGUUCCUGAUGGAAGCAGACCUAGGCGAGGAGGUGCCCCACGAUGUUGCUCAGUACAUUAAGUUUGAAAUGCCGGUGCUGGACAGUUUUGUUGAAAAAUUAAAAGAAGAGGAGGAAAGAGAAAUUAUCAAACUGACCAUGAAGUUCCAAGCCCUGCGUCUGACGAUGCUGCAGCGCCUGGAGCAGCUGGUGGAGACCAAGUAGCUGGCAGGCACCUGCCUCUUCUGACCCCUCCAGCACCAAGUGCACACGGAGUCCCAGCGGCUGGGCCCUGAGCGGUCACUCUCACUGAUGGCCACCACCUGAAGAGCCCAACACCUAUACUUCACCUGUCUGAGGCCUCAGUACCAUGAGACCCACCUCCCUCGCUGUUGGCACACACAGGAAUCAGACCCAGCCUGAGGAGCCAGGGACUUGCUUGCUGGGGUUUGCAUGUAAGGCUGGUGGCAGCAGUGAAUGGAUCUGAGACUGUAGCCCUGGCCACAUUGUGUGGCUGGUCGGUGUGGCCAGUUUUGUCCACUCCACACUCUCUCUGCUUAGGAGAGCAAUAUUGGACCCAGUCCCUAGGGGGGCAUGGGUUUUGUCUGGCCCAAGAGACCAUGCAGGCCUCCAUUAGCAUCAUCAUUCUUGUGAACCAAGAAACCCUUAUUUGCCCCUACAUCGUAGCCUUCCAGGAACUCUGCUGGGAAAAGCAGGGGCUUCCCACAGCUGCGGGAGGUAAUGUCCUCAGCCAUUGCUUCACUUCCACAUCCCUGGCCUCCAAGCCUCUGACGUCACCCGUGAGCCUGGCAGAGCCCAGCACCCCUGGUGCAGAGGGCAGAUCGGGGAUAAACCCACAAGCAUCCUAUCAUCCCACUGCAGAAGUUCGCCUUAGCUUCUCAAGGGGGCCUGAAGGAAUUCUUAGAAGGAGCUCACUGCCUGCUGGCUCACAGUGUGGAGGUGGUCCACCUGUGUGGGUGAGUGAGACUCCGGGGGCUAUACCCAGACCAGUCACCCCCACCCUGGAUGCCUGUGUGGCUCUUACUUUUCCCAGGGUCUCAUGAUUUCCCUUAAAAGCCUGGUAGGAGGAGAAAUGUUUCUCUGGGAAGAAAAGGCAUUGAGCUCCCUGGGGUCAGAUACUGAACAGUUUGUGAUUGUCCACUAGUGGAGAAUUUCUGGCACGAACAAGAAAGACUUUGCAAAACUAUGCAGCAGUUUAUACUGGUCGCGAGGGUGUUUGUCCAAAAUGGAGCAGACAAGCCCAACACUCGCAGAGACAGGACAGAGUCCACCUCCAGUGCAUGUAAAGUGGGGAGAGCAGAGCCUGGGAGCAGCCGUGCCCUGUGGAGCGGCUCACCAGGGUGUGCGUCACGCCAGGAUCUGCACAGCCCAGUGUCAUUGUCACAGAGACACACAGGGAAGGGGCAGAGGCCUGGCUGCUGUCCUCCGUCUCCUCUGAUGGCACGGUGUCCUGGGUGCUCAAUAAAACGGAGCUAUC
Lepus europaeus (European hare) is the source of this 2369-nucleotide messenger RNA. It is a transcript of the gene RASSF4, whose product is annotated as Ras association domain family member 4. Gene Ontology annotation, biological process: signal transduction. The transcript has 11 exons. The record is from RefSeq and is a predicted model, not a curated record. Lineage: Eukaryota; Metazoa; Chordata; Mammalia; Lagomorpha; Leporidae. The coding region runs from base 137 to 1096 and encodes 319 amino acids.